Molecule: messenger RNA, 8103 nt
Organism: Myotis daubentonii (Daubenton's bat)
Lineage: Eukaryota; Metazoa; Chordata; Mammalia; Chiroptera; Vespertilionidae
Product: putative maltase-glucoamylase 2
Biological process (GO): carbohydrate metabolic process
Molecular function (GO): carbohydrate binding; alpha-1,4-glucosidase activity
Source: RefSeq, a predicted model, not a curated record
GAUGGCUAUGCCAGCACAGUCACCUUUGUUCAGUGCUCCUUAAGAACCACCGAGGGAUAGACACAGCAAAUAAGAUACGGCUAUGAGAUGGCGAGGAAGCUCGGUGUGUUGGAAAUCUUUCUGUUCAUCUGCUUCCUAAUUGUAUUGGCCGCAGAUAUCUUCUUGCUGUUUCUGGUGCUUGAGGAUACUUCAGGUACUCCAUUUAGUCCACAGUGCACUGAGAUCCCUGAAUCACAUAGGAUAGACUGUGCGCCUGGCGAGAUGGUGUCAAAGGAAACCUGCAGGGAUAGAUAUAAGUGCUGCUGGAAGCCUGUGUCAGACACUAAUGUCCCCAGGUGCUUCUUCCCCAGGAACUGGGGCUAUGAAGUCAAUGGAAGCCUUAAAUAUGAAAACACAGGGUUAACUGCUGGCUUGAAAAAGUUGUCAAACCCAUCUCGGUUUGGAAAUGAUGUCUCUAAUGCCCACUUCACAGCUGAGUAUCAGACACCCAGGCGUCUUCGUUUUAAGAUCACUGAAACCAAUAACACACGCUAUGAAGUCUCCCAUGAGCAUGUUAAGCUGUUUAAUAUGACUGCUGGUUCCACCAACCAGAGCUAUUACGUCGAGGUCAUAGAGAAACCCUUUGGCAUCAAAAUAAUGAGGAUGAGCAACAAAAAAGUCUUGUUGGACACGAGCAUUGGGCCCCUCCUGUUCGCCAAUCAGUACCUGCAGCUGUCCUUCCUGCUGCCCAGCGCCAACGUGUAUGGGCUGGGAGAACACGUGCACCAGCAGUACCGCCACGACAUGGGCUGGAAGACCUGGCCCAUCUUCACCCGGGAUGCCACCCCCACCAAGGGCAUGAUUAACUUGUAUGGAGCCCACACAUUCUUCUUGUGCCUUGAAGACACCAGUGGCUCCUCUUUUGGGGUCUUUCUGAUGAACAGUAAUGCUAUGGAGGUUACCCUUCAGCCGGCUCCUGCAAUCACUUACCGCACCAUCGGGGGCAUUUUUGACUUUUAUGUGUUCCUGGGAGACACUCCAGAACAAGUGGUUCAGGAAUACCUGGAGCUCGUUGGACGGCCAUUCCUGCCUUCCUACUGGAAUCUUGGUUUCCAGCUUAGUCGCAGGAAUUAUAAUAACAUCAAGGGAUUGAAAGAGGUUGUAGACCGAACUCGUAAAGCUAGGAUCCCAUAUGAUGUUCAGUACUCGGACAUAGACUACAUGGAUGGAAAGAAGGACUUCACUAUUGAUGAAAAGGCUUUCCCUGGUCUCUCAGAUUUUGCCAAGAACUUACACGAACAUGGACAGAAAUAUGUAAUUAUUAUGAAUCCUGGCAUCUUACAUGAUUCUGAAUACCAGCCCUAUAAGAAUGGAAGAAAAAAGAGAGUAUGGGUCUUGGGGAAUAAAGGCUUUGUCACUGGAGAGGGAUAUCCCGGAAAGAUAGUCUUUCCUGCUUAUGAUAAUCCAACUUGUACUCAAUGGUGGACAGAAGAGCUUCAAGAAUUUCAUAAAACUUUGGAGUUUGAUGGAGUGUGGCUUGAAAUGGAGGAAGUAUCUGUUCUCCAAGGUUCUCAUCAUGGGUGUGAAGAUAACAACUGGAACUACCCUCCUUUCACUCCCCGAGUUCUGGACCGCUCGCUUUUUGCAGGAACCCUCUGCAUGGACGCCGAGGUUUACCAGGAGCUUCACUAUAAUGUCCACAGCCUGUAUGGCUACUCCAUGGCAAGAGCCACAGACUCGGCCUUGAAUACUGUCUUCCCCAAUAAGAGGAACUUCAUCUUAUCCCGUUCUACUUUUGCUGGGUCAGGCAAGUUUGCAGCUCAUUGGUUAGGGGACAAUGCGGCUGCAUGGGAUGAUCUUCGAUGGUCCAUCCCUAGUAUCCUUGAGUUCAACCUAUUUGGCAUCCCCAUGGUCGGUGCCAAUAUCUGUGGUUAUAAAAAUAAUACCACAGAGGAGCUCUGCAGAAGAUGGAUGCAGCUUGGAGCAUUUUAUCCACUAUCCAGGAAUCACAAUGGGCCUGGGUUCAGGGACCAGGACCCUGCUGCCUUUGGUGAAGACUCUCAGCUGUUGAGUUCCUCCAGGCAUUAUCUGAACAUCCGCUACACCCUGCUGCCUUAUCUCUAUACCCUCUUCUACCGAGCUCAUACCCUGGGGGAAACUGUAGCAAGGCCCCUGGUCCAUGAGUUCUACCAGGACAAUGCUACAUGGGAUAUACAUGAGCAGUUCUUAUGGGGACCUGGACUCCUCAUCACGCCUGUGUUAUAUGAAGGUGUGGGCCCGGUGAAAGCAUACAUACCAGAUGCCAUCUGGUACGACUAUGAGACAGGAACAGCCAUCCAAUGGAGGAAACAAUUGGUGGAGAUGCUACUGCCCCCUGAUAGGAUAGGACUUCACCUUCGAGGGGGCUACAUAUUUCCCAUCCAGCAGCCAAACACAACCACAGAGGCCAGUCGGAAGAACUCCCUGGGACUCAUUAUUGCCUUGGACUACAAGAGAGAAGCAAAGGGAGAGCUGUACUGGGAUGAUGGUGUAUCUGCAGAUGCUGUAACGAAAAAGAAUUACAUUCUGUAUGAGUUUUCUGUCACCUCGAACCAUCUACAAGCAAAGAUUACAAAUAAUUAUAUGGACCCUGACAACCUCACGUUUACAGAUAUCAUAAUCUUGGGAAUGGACAAAGAACCUACUAAUUUUGUCCUUAAUGAUGCUGCCAUUUUAAACGUUAGCUACAAUGCAUCAACGAAGGUGGUGAAAAUCACUGAUCUCGAGGGACUGGUAUUGGGACAAGAAUUCUCCAUGAGGUGGACUCUUUUGGUCAGUGACCAAGAGAAGUUCAACUGCUACCCCGAGGAGCCCACUGCCUCUGAGGAGAAGUGCAAGCAGCGGGGGUGCCUUUGGGAGAACACAGUUGUUCCUGGUGUGCCCACCUGUUUCUAUGACACCAUCCCUAAGUAUGCUCCCAGUAAUAUUCAGUAUUCGCCCACUGGCAUCACCACAGACCUUACCCACCUGACAGCCCCUGAGUCAGCUCGAGCAGCAGCACCAUCAUCACAGAGCACGCGACAUACACCUGCAGCAGCAGCCACCACCUCUCCCCCUCUUUCUGCAGAGAUCAGCUCCCUUAGGAUCAGCGUGAUCUACCACACAGAAAGCAUGCUGCAAUUCAAGAUCUAUGAUCCCACUAAUAAAAGGUACGAGGUCCCAGUGCCUCUGAAAAUCCCUUCCUCUCCUGUUGGCUCGCCUGAAAACCGUCUGUAUGAUGUCAGGAUUCAAAACAAUCCUUUCGGGAUCCAGAUUCAACGAAAAAGCUCCAGCACUGUGAUUUGGGAUUCUCAGCUCCCGGGCUUCACCUUCAACGACAUGUUCCUUUCCAUUUCUACUCGCCUCCCCUCUGAGAACAUCUAUGGCUUCGGGGAAACUGAGCACACAACUUUCAGAAGAAACAUUAGCUGGAACACAUGGGGAAUAUUUUCUCGAGAUGAGCCACCAGGGUACAAGAAGAAUUCCUACGGUGUCCACCCCUACUACAUGGGACUGGAGGAGGAUGGCAAUGCCCAUGGAGUGCUUCUGCUAAACAGUAAUGCCAUGGAUGUGACAUUUCAGCCUACUCCUGCCCUGACAUAUCGCACCACAGGAGGGAUUUUGGACUUUUAUGUAGUUUUGGGGCCAACUCCCGAGCUUGUAACCCAACAAUACACUGAGUUGAUUGGUCGGCCAGCAAUGAUUUCAUACUGGGCCUUGGGAUUCCAGCUGAGUCGCUAUGGAUACCAGAAUGAUACUGAAAUCUCCAAUUUGUAUGAUGAAAUGGUGGAAGCCCAGAUUCCCUAUGAUGUUCAGCAUGUAGACAUCGAUUACAUGGACCAGAAGCUGGACUUUACCCUCAGCACCAGCUUUCAAAACCUUAGUCUGCUGAUGGAGCGAAUGAAGAAAAAUGGCACAAGAUUUGUCCUCGUUCUGAAUCCAGGCAUUUCUCGCAACGAGACCAAGUAUCUCCCAUUCACCACAGGGCAGGAAAAGAAUGUAUUCAUCAAAUGGCCUAACAGCAGUGACAUUGUCUGGGGAGAGCUGUACAAAGCCCACAUCGCUUAUCCUGACUUCCUGCGUAACAGCACAGCUACUUGGUGGAAGGAGGAGAUAAAAAAGCUCUACACAAGCCCAAAGAGCUUGAAGUUCGAUGGACUGUGGAUCGAUAAGAAUGAGCCAUCAAACUUUGUGGAUGGAUCUGUCAGUGGCUGCCGUGAUGAAAUUCUUAAUAAGCCACCAUAUAUGCCAUAUUUGGAGUCCAGGGACAGGGGUCUCAGCAGCAAGACCCUGUGCAUGGAGAGCGAGCAGAUCCUGCCCGACGGCUCCCGGGUGCGGCACUACGAUGUGCACAGCCUGUACGGGUGGUCCCAGACCAGACCCACAUACGAAGCUGUGCAGGAGGUGACGCAUCAGCGAGGGAUCGUCAUUACCCGCUCCACGUUCCCUUCUUCUGGCAGCUGGGCAGGACACUGGCUGGGAGACAACACAGCUGCAUGGGACCAGCUGAGGAAGUCUAUCAUUGGCAUGAUGGAGUUCAGUCUCUUUGGAAUACCUUAUACAGGAGCAAAUAUCUGUGGAUUCUUGGGAAAUGCUGAAUAUGAGAUGUGUCUUCGCUGGAUGCAACUGGGGGCAUUUUAUCCAUUUUCCAGGAACCACAACACCAUCGGGACAAGGAGACAAGAUCCUGUGGCCUGGAAUUCAACCUUUCAGACGUACUCAAGAAAAGUCCUCCAGACCAGAUACACCCUGCUGCCUUACCUCUAUACUCUGAUGCACAAAGCUCACGUUGAGGGCAGUACUGUUGUCCGCCCUCUCCUCCAUGAGUUUAGAGAAGAUAGGACAACGUGGGAUAUAGACCGUCAGUUCAUGCUGGGCCCUGCCAUCUUAAUCAGCCCCGUGCUGACAAGUAACACGUUUGAGGUCCAUGCUUAUUUCCCCAGAGCCCGUUGGUAUGACUACAGCAUGGAAUCUGGCAAUACAUCGACAGGUGAGUGGAGAAUCCUGGAGGCUCCCCUUGACCACAUCAACCUUCAUAUCAGAGGAGGCUACAUCUUGCCUUGGCAGGAAGCUGCAAUGAACACUCACUCCAGUCGACAACUAUUUAUGGGAUUGAUUGUUGCUUUGGAUGACAAUGGGAAAGCUGAAGGUCAGAUGUUCUGGGAUGAUGGACAAAGCAUUGAUACCUAUGAAAAAGGAAACUAUUUUUUGGCAAACUUUACAGCAAGUCAGAACAUAUUGCAAAUCCAGACCAUGCACAAUAAGUAUUUGAAUGAGUCAAAUGAGCUGAAAGUUGGAUAUAUUAAAAUCUGGGGGAUUCAUUCCACUUAUGUGACACAAGUCAAUGUCACCUAUAACAACGAGCAAUUCACGACAAUGAAUUUCACGAGUGACCCCUACAAUCAGACACUAACUAUUCAACUGAUUGACAAGAUUUUCAGGCUGGAAAAGUUAACCGAGGUCACUUGGAGUCACGAUGUUCCCGACGUUACUACUACACCUAUGACGAGUACCUUCUCAUCAACAUCUCCAGUUCCUACAUCUACUAUUAUUGCUACCAUUUCUGAGUCUAUUGUCACUAGUUUUGCUUCAAGUACUAGUUCUGCUAGCAAUAGUACUGCCUCUCCUAUUAUAACCACUUCUUUCCCAACAAGUACUAUUGAAGAUACACCUGGUACUAUUGUUCCUAAUACUCCUUUCCCUACAAAUAGUACCACUGCUAGCACUGGUACUGCCUUUCCUAUCACAACCACUAAUACAACUACUCUUUUCCCUACAAAUACUACCACUGCUAGCACUGAUACUGCCUUUCCUAUCACAACCAGUAAUACAACUACUCCUUUCCCUACAAAUACUCCUUUCCCUACAAAUACUACCGCUGCUAGCACUGGUACUGCCUUUCCUAUCACAACCACUGAUACAACUACUCUUUUCCCUACAAAUACUACCACUGCUAGCACUGGUACUGCCUUUCCUAUCACAGCCACUAAUACAACUACUCCUUUCCCUACAAAUACUCCUUUCCCUACAAAUACUACCGCUGCUAGCACUGGUACUGCCUUUCCUAUCACAACCACUAAUACAACUACUCCUUUCCCUACAAAUACCCCUUUCCCUACAAAUACUACCGCUGCUAGCACUGGUACUGCCUUUCCUAUCACAACCACUAAUAUAACUAAUCCUUUCCCUACAACUACUCCUUUCCCUACAAAUACUACCACUGCUAGCACUGGUACUGCCUUUCCUAUCACAACCACUAAUACAACUACUCUUUUCCCUACAAAUACUACCACUGCUAGCACUGAUACUGCCUUUCCUAUCACAACCACUAAUACAACUACUCCUUUCCCUACAAAUACUCCUUUCCCUACAAAUACUACCGCUGCUAGCACUGGUACUGCCUUUCCUAUCACAACCACUAAUACAACUACUCUUUUCCCUACAAAUACUACCACUGCUAGCACUGGUACUGCCUUUCCUAUCACAGCCACUAAUACAACUACUCCUUUCCCUACAAAUACUCCUUUCCCUACAAAUACUACCGCUGCUAGCACUGGUACUGCCUUUCCUAUCACAACCACUAAUACAACUACUCCUUUCCCUACAAAUACCCCUUUCCCUACAAAUACUACCGCUGCUAGCACUGGUACUGCCUUUCCUAUCACAACCACUAAUAUAACUAAUCCUUUCCCUACAACUACUCCUUUCCCUACAAAUACUACUACUGCUAGCACUGGUACUGCCUUUCCUAUCACAACCACUAAUACAACUACUCUUUUCCCUACAAAUACUACCACUGCUAGCACUGAUACUGCCUUUCCUAUCACAACCACUAAUACAACUACUCCUUUCCCUACAACUACUCCUUUCCCUACAAAUACUACCGCUGCUAGCACUGGUACUGCCUUUCCUAUCACAACCACUAAUACAACUACUCCUUUCCCUACAACUACUCCUUUCCCUACAACUACUACUGCAGCUAGCACUGGUACUGCCUUUCCUAUCAUAACCACUAAUACAACUACUCCUUUCCCUACAACUACUCCUUUCCCUACAACUACUACUGCAGCUAGCACUGGUACUGCCUUUCCUAUCAUAACCCCUAAUACAACUACUCCUUUCCCUACAAAUACUACUAAUACUACCACUGGUACUGCUGGUCUUAUUACCACUGCUCUUUCCCCAACAGAUACCAAUGUUACUAGCACUAAUAAUACGCUUCCAAUUACAACUAUUCCUUCUCUUACAAAUACUGAGACUGAUACUACUAGCAUGGAUUCAGUUACUACAAAUGUUUUAAAUACUACCACUGCUAGAAACACAAAAACAACUACAGCUAUCACAACAGUUACUUUAAUAACAAAUGCUACUUCUGAACAAACUACUACUGUAAUCAUGUCAACUCUACCUCCUACAGGCACCCUUGGUAUCACCACCACAGAUAAUGCACUGACCAGAAUCAGUACCACUACUUAUCCUCCAAAUACCCCUACCCAUGCUUUAAGUACCACAUCCAGGAGCACUCAAAGCACCACCAAUACAAAUAUUACCAAUAUGACAACUGGUGUUACUGACAUUAUAAAUACUCCCACUAGAAACAGCUCAGCUACUAUUGAUAUAAUAAUUACUAGUACUCAAGACAUUGCCACUUCCUCACAUAUGAACAUUACAGAUAUUAAAUCUACUACUAAAGUCACAGCGUAUACUACCACCAUCACUACAUCUGUUUUCAGCACAAAAACUACAAAUUCAAACACUACUUCUGACACCAUCUUUACAAACACUUACAUUCCAAGUACCACAGCUAUUCCCACCACCAAUACUUUAAAGAUUACAGAGCAUUCAGAAAAUAUUGCUGAUGCAGAUAACUCCAGGAGUGUUUUUAUUCCAAAUACUACAGUAGCCUCAGAUUCAUUAGCACCUUUUCUAGAUACAGCAACACACCAUCAUGUAACAACAAAUUCUACAACCAGUUUUUUACCUCUUAUUGUAACUAAUGCUACCACUGCUAUUACGAAUGUUACCAUUUAUGCUUCAAAUACUAUUAUUCCUGAUAGAACACCAAUGGAUGUUGCAAACACCACAAAUACUACUGUAGUUCCCUGA